GAGCUGACUCGGGGCGUGGUGCCUGGGCGGAGCGCACUCGCAGCGCAGCAGCUCAGGGCGGGUCGAGGCGGGGCCGGGCCAGCGGGAAGGCGGAAGGACUCUUUAGACUUUGAGCCUCGGGUUCUCACCUACAAGAUCCUGAAGCCCCCUGGCCCGGCACGCCCGUGACUGCAGAAUGGAGGCCGGGCUGCUAUGGUUCUGCAACUGGAGCACGCUGGGCGUGUGCGCCUUACUCAAGCUGCCGCAGAUCUACGCGCAGUUGGCGGCGCGCAGCGCGCGGGGCAUCAGCCUCCCUAGUUUACUUUUGGAGCUGGCCGGGUUCCUGGUCUUCCUUCGUUAUCAGCAUUACUAUGGGAACCCACUGCUCACCUACCUGGAAUACCCCAUUCUCAUCGCACAAGACAUUGUCCUCCUGCUCUUCGUCUUUCAUUUCAAUGGGAAUGUGAAGCAAGCCUUGCCCUACAUGGCAGUAUUUGUGUCUUCUUGGUUCAUCCUCAGCCUGCAGAAAUGGAUCAUCGACUUGGCCAUGAACCUAUGCACAGUCAUUAGUGCAGCCAGUAAGUUUGCCCAGCUCCAGUAUUUGUGGAAGGUACAAGAUUCGGGAGCUGUGAGCGCUAUGACCUGGGGCCUCUCUGCCUACACCUGUGCAACAAGAAUAAUAACAACUUUAAUGACCACCAAUGACCUGACAAUUCUUAUACGUUUUGUGAUCAUGUUGGCUUUAAAUAUAUGGGUAACAGCAACUGUACUUCGCUACCAGAAGUCUGUCACCAAAGCUGAAUGAUGGAUGUAUUCUUUCUACACACAGUGGACUUCAAAUAACUGGACCAGACACAUUGCUUUUCAUUGCUACAUUUAAAAUCUUUUACUAGUCAACCAUUUCAGAAACUUUAAAUCAGGUUUGUUAAACUUGAAAAAGCCACUGAGCUGAAUAUGGAAGUGCAAACCUAUAAUCGCAGCACUUGGGAGUCUGAGGUAGCCUGGGCUACACAGCAAACUCAGAGAAGGAAGACAAGGAGGGAGGGAAAGAGACACUUGUUGAAAAUGUCAACCUCCUUCCCCUACUCCCGUAGGUUAUGGGAGGGCUUAGAUUGGGUUGUAUGUGGUUUUUGCCCCUGCACCGUAAAGUCUCAAUACUUAGCCCAAGCUAUCCUCCAACCUGUGAUCCUCCAUCAGCCUUCUGAGCCCUGGGAGUGCUGGGAGUGCUGGACUAGAGUGGACCACCACACCUGACUUUGACAACACAAAUGAUGGAACCUGCCCAAGAAGCCAUCUUCACACUUAAAGUCAUGAUUAAGUUCCCUGAAGAGCCAGUUAUAUCUACAGCUGUGGCUUUCAGAAUAUUAAGUAGUCUUCCCACAAUAAAGUGGGGUCUGGUCGGUCAGAAGUGGAACUGUUCACACUUGGACAGUUUAAUUCUUCCAUAAACUAGGGCUUGGCCUUGUAUGUCAUAAUGCAGUAUAACAUCCUCUCAAGCCAAGCAGGGCUAUCAAAGUAUGCAGAGAUGUUACUGGGUUCAUAUACUAAGCAGUCCUCCAACACAGUGUGCCUUAGGGAGUUCCUAAGCAGAGCCCCAUCUGUUUAGAUGAGGAAAUCUCAACAGUCUCUCCACUUAAGCACAAUGUCACCAUUUUUUAAAGGGCUGUAUCUCACAAUUACCACUGCUGGAACUUAGUUUAGUUUUAGCUACUGGAAGGUAUACAUACAGUAAAGAUUAUUGCUAUGUCCUAUCCAAUUCUUAGGGAUUUUAUUCAUACUAAAGUAAGAAUAUUCUAAGCAUAUCCUAAACAUUGUUGUCUGCAGUACUUCCUCUGAUGUUUUAUAUAUCCAACCUAUAAAAGCUCAGUUUCUUCUUCUAUGUGAAUGUCACUUACUCUGGUAUACUGCAACAAAGUAAAUGAUGUUUACUAGAAAAUGUUUAGUUUUCUAUAUUUAAUAAACUUAAUUUGUUGAACUCCA
This is a messenger RNA of Grammomys surdaster, 1959 nucleotides long. RefSeq names its product PQ loop repeat containing 3 (gene Slc66a3). Lineage: Eukaryota; Metazoa; Chordata; Mammalia; Rodentia; Muridae. The transcript has 7 exons. The record is from RefSeq and is a predicted model, not a curated record. The coding region runs from base 176 to 784 and encodes 202 amino acids.